Molecule: messenger RNA, 2120 nt
Organism: Bradysia coprophila
Lineage: Eukaryota; Metazoa; Arthropoda; Insecta; Diptera; Sciaridae
Product: sulfotransferase 1 family member D1-like
Molecular function (GO): sulfotransferase activity
Source: RefSeq, a predicted model, not a curated record
UGUUGGAAAGGUGAUAUAAUAUUUUCUGCAAGUCGAAAAUUAUUGCACUUUGUCAGUGUUGACUAUAUAGAAUAUUCAUUUUACUAUUGUAACAAAGAAUCGAUCAGUUUUUUGUUGUUGUUGUUGUUGUUUCGUAUUUGAUCAACUGAUUUGAAAAAUAAUUAAGAUAAUUAUUAAGUGUGCUGGUGAUAAUAACAAUCUAUUAUUAUUGACACUAUUAAAUGCGCUAACGUUUUCAAAUUCAUUAUUACGAAGAAUUGUAGAGUGAACAUUUCUCUCUCACUCUGGCUUCGAUAUUACAUUCAUUGUUAUUAUUAUUAUUAUUCUCCAACAAUACAGUGGAGUAGUGCACUCACGUGUUUACAUCGUCUACGGUCUACGUAUCUACAUCAUAAUUCUAUUCAGAUAAAUAUAACAAAAAAAAUAUUUUUUUAAAAACAUUUUUUGAUUCGUAUAUAGUAUAUAACAAUAUAAACACACAGAGAGAGCAUAAUACAAAGGCGAAGAAUGUGACUAGAGAGUUGAACUUUAAAAUAGUGUUAUCAAAUUGUUCAAAAAAGGUGGUUUUUAUGAAUGCAUUUCGAGAAAAUGAAACUGGAAAACUGAUAAGACGUUUGUUUGAAUGUCCGAAAUAAAUCGAAAUAGACUUUUCAAUAAUCGAAACUAUUCAACUUGUUAACGAAAUAUAAUCAAAGAUAUUAGUGUCACAGUUGCAUUUAUAAACCAGCCACAUCAGCCAACUUGAUUUUGUGCAUCGCGUGAACUUAUACAAAAUAUUUAUUUUAUUUUUUUUUGAAUAUAUAUGUGCGCUCAAUUCAAUUCAAUAUUUUUUUUUCAUCCUAAAUUUUUUCUUUUUGCUUUUUUAUUUGAACAGAAAAAAAAGUUUUUGUUUUGUUUCGUUUGAAAAUGCCGGUAUAUUUCAAAGAAGUCAAUGGAUUAACGAAAAAAUCCGAAUAUCUUUUCGCUACGAAAUUUGUGUACGCAUUCCCGGUUCCGAAUCCGAUCAGUCCGCUGGGACCUGACUACAAAUUCGAGCCGUGCUUCCUUCCAGUCAAAUGUAAAAAGUAUUUGGAUCAAAUAGAAAAUUUCACGGUGCUGAAGGAUGACGUUUGGGGAGUGUCAUUUGCCAAAACCGGAUCCACCUGGACGCAGGAAAUGAUCUGGCUGAUGAACAACGAUUUGGACUAUGCUACAGCUAAGGAAAAGCAGCUGUUUGCCCGAUUUCCGUUUUUCGAAGACGACAUUUACGAGGACAAUCCGAGCAGAAACACGCUGGAAAUGAUGAAUCGCUUACCUUCGCCUCGUCAUUUGAAAACUCAUUUGCCGGCUGGGUUGUUGCCAAAGGAAAUUUGGACUGUGAAACCGAAAAUUAUUUAUACGGCCCGUGGUGUCAAAGACACGGCUAUUUCUUACUACCAUCAUUUCGUUUAUUUUAAGGAGUACAAAGGAACGAUGCAAGAUUUUCUGGAAACAUUUUUGGAAAAUAAGAUUCUGUUGUCACCGUAUCACGGUCAUUUCAAAGACUUUUGGUCGCUACGUCACGAGGAAAAUAUUCUGUUUCUCACCUACGAAGAAAUGAAAAGUGAUUUAAUGGCAGUAUUGAAAAAAACGUCUAAAUUCCUGGGAAAAUCGUACUCGCACGAAGAGCUACUGAAAUUGUCGGAACAUUUGUCCUUCGAUACGAUGAAAACCAACCCGAGCGUCAACUUUACGAUGACUUACAAAAAGCCCGGGAAUGAGAACUGUGAUGCCAAUGGCUACGAUUGUAAGAACAAAUUCAGUUUUAUUCGAAAAGGAAUUAUUGGUUCACACAAAGAGGAGAUGACACCAGAAUUAAUUGAAAAGUUCGACAACUGGACGAGAGAAUAUAAUUUGAAAAAUGGAACUUCCAUUGAACCAUAGCGACGAAAUACGGAGGAGAAAAGGUCUUUGUAAUGAAUUUAAUAUAAUACACAGACGACGCAAAUUAGAUUUAAACGGGAACAUCAUUUCACUUUAAAUGGCUAGAUAGAAUUGCUAACAGACAAAAUUAUCCGAAAGUUUUGGUGAAUAACCACAGCAAUAAUAGUUACGCUGUACGGGAUAACGAAUAAAUAAAAACUCUUUUUAUUUUGAAAAAA